Seminavis robusta is the source of this 534-nucleotide messenger RNA. NCBI's taxonomy places the organism in Eukaryota, Bacillariophyta, Bacillariophyceae, Naviculales, Naviculaceae. The record is from the annotation of a GenBank genome assembly.
AUGACUUGUGUUAUGGCUCAGCUCUUUGCAUUGUCAAUCUUUGAUGCAUAUGAUAUGGUGUAUGCUCGACUUGCAGUCAUCCUCACAUGCUAUGCUACCACUGAGCAAUCUUCCUUUGUGGCACUUCUCUGCUACCGUUUGGAUCUGUUCUCCAAGAGGGUUCAAUACAACCUGUUCACAAUUGCUGCUAUCCAGUCCUUCAUUUUCAAGUCUACCAUUGCCAUCGUUUCCUUGGUGUACUUUUGUGUGACCUUUUAUAUUCAGGGAGAAGCUGAUGAUCAACCAACCAAUUGGAAAUGGUUCUGGAAGAUCUGCUUCAUUCCUUUGGUGAUUGUCCUCUUUGGUGCUCAGGUAUACUCAAGCCAAAUCUUGUGGACGUUGCGGUCGAAAUGCAUCUGCGCUGACAACCAAGAGGCUGAUGAGGAGAAUUCACUUGCGGGGGAUGAAUCGAGCAAGAGCACCCAACUAUCGAACACGUGCAUGGAUGAAUCAAGACACCAUCUUACUGGCAUUGAGUUCGAAAUCCAUGUAUAG